Lecanosticta acicola is the source of this 504-nucleotide messenger RNA. The record is from the annotation of a GenBank genome assembly. NCBI's taxonomy places the organism in Eukaryota, Fungi, Ascomycota, Dothideomycetes, Mycosphaerellales, Mycosphaerellaceae.
AUGAACGUCUUGGGCAGCAUUCCUCCACCCACGACUGCUGUGGAUGCGUGCAUAGAUGACGGCUUUGCUCUGGACUCUGGGCUGAAGAUUUCAGGCGCUGGCGUGCUCCUGCUGGGGGGCGAGGCGUUCAAAUGGCGGCCGUGGCUAAGAGAAGGGAGAAAAGAGGGGACGAUUGGAUCUGGUGGUGUUGGGAAUGACAACAAGGGCGUGCAAAGCAUGGGCGGGAAGCUCCAGAACCCCAAAGGACAAUGGGAUGUUGAUGCAUCUGCAUGGGGUAUUCUCGACCUGGCCUGGCCGAAGCCCGAUCUACUGGUGUUAGGCACUGGUCCUAAGAUGCUGCCCAUCUCUCCAGAGACCAGGAAGCACAUCAACGAACUCGGCAUCAGGCUUGAAGUCCAGGAUACAAGAAACGCCGCGGCACAAUUCAACUUGCUGGCGACCGAGCGAGGCGUGCAGCAGGUGGCCGCUGCUCUGGUACCAGUUGGAUGGAAAGAGGGCAAGUGA